Molecule: messenger RNA, 990 nt
Organism: Tetrahymena thermophila SB210
Lineage: Eukaryota; Ciliophora; Oligohymenophorea; Hymenostomatida; Tetrahymenidae
Exons: 7
Source: RefSeq, a predicted model, not a curated record
AUGGAAAAUUAAAAAGAAAGGAUUUGGCUUAGAUUAAAAUUAGAUUUGCUUCCUUGCAUAGCCUAAGAAGUUGACAGAAUAUCUUUAGAUUAUAUGGAGUCAGUUGAGAAAGUUAGAGCAGGUGAUAGACUUGAAUACAAAAAUCUUGUUUUAAAAUAAGCAAAUAUAAGAACAAGAAUUGAAGAAUUUGAAAAAUUUUAUGAUAAAUUUUAUGCAGAUUAUAGGAUAGGAUACUUUGAAAAGCUAAAAUUAAGAUUAAGGAAAUUGCUUAGUCCUCACAUAGAUGUGAAUAAAAUGAUAUAUUUGGAAACUUAAGGUAUCAGAAAGGCAGAAAUAAUGUAAAGAAGAGCUUAAUCUAAAGAGAGAGAUUCUUUAAGUCCAAACAGAAAUAAUGAUGAUAGCGUUUCCUCUAAACCUAGCUUUAUAACAUAAUAAAAAUUAAAUGGAAGCAGCUCUUCUGCUUAGUAAAGCAACUUAUUGAAUUUAUAAUAAUAAGCAAAGUAAAUGUAUUAAAAAAAGAUUCAAGCAAAUUCUUAAUAAUAAGCUUUUAUGUAAUUGCAAGAACCAAAUGAAUCUCAAACCUUUGAGGAAAUGCAAAAAACUUAGCAGAGUUUUAGCAAUAACUUGAAAAAUAAUCAAAAAUAUGAACAAGCACAAUAAGCUAUUUCCCCUUAAAGAAUAGAUUAAAUUAUUUAAAAACCUUAAAUUAAGUCAAAAGCAACAAGAAUUCAAAAUACUAGUAAGUCUCCUACCCCAGUAUCCAAAAUAAAUCAAGCAAAUGCAAACAAAAAUACAGUAAAUAAUCAGCCUAAAACUUAAUCAUCAUCUAACUUCACAGCUGCUUCUUAAAAAAAUGGUACUGCUCAAUAGAAAGUUUAAGAUCCAUAACAAAAUUAAAAGACCAGUGUUGAUGAGCUAGUUUUCACAAUAAGAAUGACAAAAGAAGAUUACUUGAAAUACUUAUAGUAAAAAUCUUAAAAAAAUAAAUGA